AGUUCCUGCAGCUUCGCAAUGAUGAGUUUGAAUCUCUGCACUUCGCUUCUUCUCUUGUGCCUGGCCGGAGGAAGCCUGCAGGGUGCAGUAAAGCCACAAGGAAAUGGCCGGGGAGCCCCUUACUUCCCAUCACUGAUAAGGGGCGUAGGAGGAGUGCAGCCAGGAGCCGGACUGGGACCAUCUGGAGCCAAAGCAGGGAAAUAUCCUGGUUAUGGAGCCCAAGGAAUGCCGACAGGACUGGGAGCCCAAAAUGGAUUUGGGGCUGGACCAAGCUUUGGGGGCAGACCAGGCUAUGGUGUCCCAGCAGGUUACGGAGGAGGUUACGGAGGAGUUGGCUACCCCCGUGGCGGCCUCCCCUUAGGAGGUCUUGGAGCCCGAGGCAAGCCUUCCAAAACAGGCUAUGGGGCAGGGCCUGGUGCCUACCCAGGAGCCAGCGCACAGCAGGCCUAUCCAGGUGGAGUUGGAGCCGGAGGCUAUCCAAGCAAUGGACUCCAGAAUGGCUAUGGCAACGGUUAUGGAGCUGGAGGCAACGGAUUCCCUAGUGCUGGGCUUCAGCCAGGCGGAUAUGGAAAUGGUGCCCAGGCUCCGUAUGGCAGUCAGUUAGGAGGCCCCUCUGGGGAUCCCACCGCUGCCAAAUAUGGAGGUGCAGGACAGCUCACCUACAAUGGACAACCACAGCAGCCAGAGACUACGGGCCUGGGAGGAGACUAUGGAAAUGGGAGAUACGGAGCUCCUCAGAGCCCCUAUGGAGCCCAAGUUGGAGGGCCUGGUGGAAUCAGUGUAGACCCAGCGGCAGUCAAAUACGGCAAUGGAAAUGGUUUGGGAUAUAUGAAUGGUGGAGAUCCCCAAGCUAACGGUUUGGGAGCAGGUGGUGCAUAUGGACCGCUUGCAGCAGGGCAAGCACCGGGAGGGUAUGGCACAUCACUGGGACCCGGUCAAGCACUGGGUGGAUACGGAGGGAAGGAAUCAAAGUAUGGAAUGAAUGGAUUUCUGGGAAAUGGAUAUAGAGGACGCUGCCCUUCUGGAAAAUGCUAAAGGAAGGUGUCACUCACUCUGUGGGACUCCCUGCAACAUGAUUCAGGCAUCCCAUCAGCUUUUGGUGCUAAUUGCGAUGACGACAAUACAACCAUGUCUCCCCGUAUAAAUUAUCAUCUCUUUCUUGUUUCUUACUGUGUUUUUAUUUGUAAAAAUCUUUAAUUUUGAAAGGAGAAGGUGGGGGGGUCAUGCUUUGGUCUGCACCCUUUUUGCUAAUAUGUCAGAAACAGACAUAGAAGCAUCUAUAGGUCACACCUUUGUAUGAAAAGGAAUUCCAACUCCACUUCUUUGGAGGUAACCAAGAGACGGUCAAAUCAUUGUUAUCUGGAUGCCGAGCAGGAGUGCCUUUUCAAUUAAAAGUUAAAAUCCAUGAA
This is a messenger RNA of Eublepharis macularius, 1409 nucleotides long. It is a transcript of the gene GREP1, whose product is annotated as glycine rich extracellular protein 1. The record is from RefSeq and is a predicted model, not a curated record. The coding region runs from base 19 to 1035 and encodes 338 amino acids. The transcript has 18 exons. Lineage: Eukaryota; Metazoa; Chordata; Lepidosauria; Squamata; Eublepharidae.